Penicillium daleae is the source of this 1890-nucleotide messenger RNA. RefSeq names its product UDP-glucose dehydrogenase (gene ugd1). Gene Ontology annotation, biological process: polysaccharide biosynthetic process; glycosaminoglycan biosynthetic process. The coding region runs from base 1 to 1890 and encodes 629 amino acids. Lineage: Eukaryota; Fungi; Ascomycota; Eurotiomycetes; Eurotiales; Aspergillaceae. The record is from RefSeq and is a predicted model, not a curated record. Gene Ontology annotation, molecular function: UDP-glucose 6-dehydrogenase activity; NAD binding. The transcript has 3 exons. Gene Ontology annotation, cellular component: nucleus; cytosol.
AUGUCCAGCGACGAGAUCCCCAUGGACGUCUUCUCCUCCUCCUCCCCGUCCGAGGGAACUUCCGAGGGAAGUCGGUCCUGCUCAACGGGUCCCACCACCCCAAGUGCCAGCCCGUUGUUCCGUCCCUCUGAAUUUGAUGAUCUCAAACUGGCCGCUUUGUCGCAGUCGCGCGUCCUCAGCGAGACCGAGUUACCCCGGAUUGCGGUCAAGAAUAUCUGUGUCGUCGGCGCAGGAUAUGUCGGUGGUCCCACGGCGGCAGUUCUGGCCCUCUAUCACCCUUCCAUCUCGGUCGAAGUGCUAGACAGAGACCCAAGCCGCAUUCAACGAUGGCAGUCCCAGCACUUACCCGUCCACGAACCGGGCUUGGACACGGUCGUGCGUAUUGUCCGCGACGGUGCCGAUAUCAGCACCGAGGGCAUCCAGCCCGCUGCCUCUGCAUCUGGACGCCCCCAGAAUUUGCUCUUCACGUGUAACUCUGCUCAGGCCAUCUCACGCGCAGAUAUCAUCCUCAUGGCGGUGAAUACCCCAACAAAGAUGUUCGGCGUGGGCGCCGGGUGCGCCACCAACAUGACCGCCUUUGAUGGAGCCAUGCGCGAUGUCGCGGCCCAUGCGAAGCCAGGCGCCAUUAUCGUGGAGAAGAGCACCGUGCCAGGAGGGACAGCGGAGCGGGUGCGCAAAAUGCUUGCCACCCACCGACCAGGUGUCUCUUUCGAGGUUCUUUCCAACCCCGAGUUCCUCGCCGAGGGCACGGCCGUCAAGAACCUCACGGCCCCAGACCGGGUAUUGAUCGGAUCCGCACCCACUCCCAGCGGACGCCUAGCGGCUCAGACUUUGGCCAACUUGUAUGCGGCUUGGGUCCCCCCAUCGCGCAUCAUCGAGACCAAUGCAUGGUCCUCAGAACUGGCCAAACUGGUGGCCAACGCCAUGCUUGCCCAGCGCAUCAGCAGCAUCAACUCGAUUAGUGCGAUCUGCGAGAAAACUGGAGCAGAUGUGGACCAGGUAGCCAAGGCUAUUGGCAUGGAUGUUCGUAUUGGGCCCCAGUUCCUCAAGGCAGGACUGGGCUUUGGCGGGUCCUGUUUCCGCAAGGACAUCGCCAGUCUGGCGUACCUAGCGGAAUCCCUGGGUUUGGACGAUGUGGCACACUAUUGGCGACAAGUCAAUGUGAUGAACGAGCGACAGCGCGAUCGAUUCUCUCGCAAGAUCAUCGAUCGUUUCGAGGGUAACCUGGUUGGACGCAAGCUCGCGAUGCUCGGAUUCGCCUUUAAGAAGAAUACCGGUGACACGCGCGAGUCCUUGGCGGUGGAAGUCGUUCGUGCGCUUCUGGAAGAGCGACCGGCCGAGAUCGCCAUCUUCGACCCAUAUUGUCGCCAGGAAGAUAUCCUGCGCGAGUUGGAGACUGUCUGCCCGAGUUCAGCGUUGGGUCAGAUUGUCAAGGUUCAUCCGGACCCGUACCUGGCCUGUUCCCAAGCCCAUGCGGUGCUGGUAGUAACCGACUGUGACCAGUUCCGGAAUGCCCCAGCCCGUAAAUCAUCCAAGCAGUCCAUUAUUCCUCCCAUGCAGAAAGAACUGGCUCGCUCUACCGCGGAUGCGAUGGGCGAGGAAAACUCCAAGCGAGCCUGUGCCCGACAGGACCAGGAGAUCUGGACCCAUGCGGGCGUGUCUUAUCAACUGCGACCCCAAGAAGCCUGCUCUGCAGACUGCGGUGAUUGCCGUUCAGCUGCGACCCGGCCAACGGCCACCGAGGCGAUCGAGUGGACGCGCAUUGCGUACAACAUGGUUGAGCCAAAGUGGGUGUUUGACGGGCGGGGAAUCUUGGACGCGGUGGAGUUGGAGCGGCUCGGCGUUAGUGUGGACGUGGUGGGCCGACGAACCCAGGAAUUGGUGGCAUAG